CGGUCACUUACUAAGCGGCGCUCGGCCCGUCGCCUCCGCCGGCUCCUCCCUGCGCCGAGGGGAGCGGGGCAGCGCCGCCGCUUCGCCCGCCUCCGGGCGGGGCUCCCGCGGGCACGAAGCGCGGCAGGGGACCGGCGGCCGUUGCUCGGGGUCGCGGCCCGCUCCGGCUCGCUGGCGCUGCCUUGAGGCUGCCGGGCGCGCUGACGCCGCGCUCCUUGUUUGUGCUCGGCCCUUAGGGACGCGGCGCUGAGGUCCGCCGGCGGCAUGCUGGGCAGGAGGCACAAGAAAAGCCCUCAGGCCAAGGGCCGGGGAGCCGCGGUGGCGAAGCAGCUGGGGCUGUUUGUAGAUUUCAAUCCUGAAGAGAUGCUGCUGGGUGCAGAGGAAGGUGGGGAUGAUGGUGACCUAGAAGCAGAGCUUGCUGCUAUCACAGGAGCAAAGGUGAAAGAAGGGAAAACCAAACCAAAAGGAAAAACUCCUCUGCCCAUGGAUCAUAUUGAAAAGAUGGCUGCAGAGUGCAUGAAGGACCUGAAUGAAGAUGAGGAGGAAGCAGAGGAUGAAGACUUGGAGAAAGAUACAGAUCUGUUGGCAGAAUUGCAAGAAGUUCUGGGGGUGGAAGGUGAGACAGGAAGCUGUGAGGAUGAAACAAGAACAAUGGAGCAGUCUGUAGCUGAAGCAGAAAAUGAGCAACCUGAACUGCAACCACAGACCACCUCGCUUCCUGCUGUUACCAGUGAGCUGCAGCAGACAAUAGAGAAGAGAAUUGUUAACUAUAGGACGGCAAUUUCUAACACAAAGGACUUGGGUGAGAGUGCCAAACUGCGGCGGUACAAAAGAGGCCUUAAGACAUUGGAAACCAUGCUGGCUGCAGUGAAGAGAGGCAAAAAAAUCAAUGAGGAAGAAAUGCCACCACCUGUUGCAACAGGAAAAAGCUCUUCUCACGUAUCUCAAGCCACAGGAGCAGAGCAGGAAAAUUCAGGAGAUUCAGUCAGUGUCCCACCAGAGAGCAGAGCUGAGUCUUGUGCAGGUGAUGAGCAGAAGACCUCACAUGAAGCAAAGCAGCACCUGGAAUUGGAAUCUCUACAGAGUCAUGCUGCUUCUAGUCCUACCCUGGACACAGGUGUCCAUAGCAGUGGCACACGAGAAAUACUACUUAAGAGGCAGAAGGAGUAUAAGUUAGCAGCUCUGAAAGCCAAGCAGCAAGGGGACCUGGAAAAGGCAAAGGAAUACAUGAAAAUAGGCAAGAAAUUUAAUGUGGUCUUGGAAGCUCUGGACAGUGGGCAGCCAAUAGACCUCCAGAACAUGCCUCCACCUCCUCAGGAUCUUGAAAGCUUAGGAAAUGUACAAGGUACAUCCAAGCAAAAGGUUCCAGCUUCGGUGGGAAGUUCUCAGGAUCUUGCAACACUUGAUUCCCAAACCCAAGAAGCUUCAGCUUCCCCACAGGAGCCAAAGACAGUGCUGGAAGCAUUGCAGCAAAGGCUUGAAAAGUACAAGUUGGCAGCAGCACAAGCUAAAGCAAGUGGGGAUGAUCGGAAAGGCAGAAUGCACGAGAGGAUAGCCAAGCAAUACCAGGAUGCCAUAAGAGCCCAUAAAGCAGGGAGAAAAGUUAACUUUUCUGAGCUACCUGUUCCUCCUGGAUUUCCCCCCCUUCCUGGUGUUGCAGCACCAAGUGGUGACAGAACUAUAGCUGCUGUUCUGGAAAAUGCCAGCAAGCUGGCAAGCAUGGAGGAUAACGAUGAAGAGGAUGAGAAUGAACUUCUGACACAGGCCCCAGUUGCCAAGAAGCCUGCUCAGCUGCCUGGAAAGCCGACUCAGGUUGUUAAGCCCAUUACAGUGCCAUCUGCUGUAGCUGAGGAGGAAAGCUCUCCUGAGUGUGUAAAACAAGUUGCAUCACCCUCCAGCCCGGACAAGGCAGAGUCAGUGGAUCAUCUUCCUCCAGCUGCUAGGGAACAGCUGGAACUUCUGGAGAACAGAAAGAAGCAAUAUAUGAAGGCAGCCAUCAAAGCAAAGAAGGAAAAUAAUCUUGAACAGGCUAAGAUGUAUCUCAGAACAGCUAAGACCUUUGACCUGAAGAUUGAGGAAGCAAAAUGUGGCAAACUUGUUGAUAUUUCCAAGCUGCCAUCACCUCCUACAGAUGAAGAGGGUGGUUUUAUCUUUAUACACCAUGAAGAUGUCAGACUAUCUCAGAAAGCAGAUGAAGUGUACACACAGCUCAUAAAACUGCUGAAGGACCAACAUGAGAAAUGUUUGCAGUAUUCCAAGCAGUUCAUGCAUCUGGGAAACGUAGCUGAAACGACUCGGUUUGAGAAGCUGGCACAAGGGUGUAAAAAAGACUUGGAUAUCCUACAGCUUGCACGAGCACAAGGAAUGGAUCCCCCAAGCCAUCACUUUGAGGAGAGAACUUUUAAGAUGAUAAGGAUAUUUUCUGAGCUCAACAGCACAGAGAUGCACCUUCUUAUUGUCCGGGGGAUAAACCUACCAGCUCCACCAGGUGUGGCACCUAAAGAUUUGGAUGCGUUUGUGAAGUUUGAAUUUCAUUACCCGAGCACGGAGCAACCUCAAAAGAGUAAAACGCCUGUAAUUAACAACAGCAACUGUCCAGAAUACAACCAGCUGUUCAAGUUGAACAUCAACCGAAAUCACAGAGGUUUCCGACGAGCAAUUCGGUCCAAAGGAAUUAAAUUUGAAGUAUAUCAUAAAGGGUCCUUUUUCAGAAGUGACAAGCAUGUGGGAACAGCACACCUGAAACUGGACAAGCUGGAGUCAGAAUGUGAAGUUAGAGAGAUCAUCGAGAUAUUUGAUGGCAGAAAACCCACUGGAGGGAAACUGGAAGUAAAAGUGAGACUCAGGGAGCCCCUCAGCGGUCAGGAUCUUCAAACAAUUACAGAAAAUUGGCUGGUCCUUGAACACUAGUUCCUAUAUGAGCUCCACAAGAAGGCUGAGAUGUGGGAUGAACGUGUAUGAAGAGAGAUGCUGCUAGCUGCAAGCACCAAAGACGUUACCCGAAUGCACUACUGAACCUAAUGUCUCUUUUGGUAACAGCCAUAGUGCUUAUUAAUAAUUCUAAGGCAAAUGUAAGGCUCAGAAAAUUUGCUGCUGCAGGGUGUUGUUAUUUUGUCUACACGAAAUAGACAGAAUUGCCUUAACGUGGGACUACUAACGUAGCACCAGGAUGAAUGUUACAUUAACUAUGCAGAGCGUGCGGAAGGUUUAGCCCUUAAAAACAAAAUUCCCUGAGGCAGCACAGAAACUUUUCAGUCAAGGUCCAGGUAAGGCCUUUCAUAGAUAGAUCUAUUUUUUGUUAAGUGUACAACACUCAACGCGGUACAGGGAGCAAUCUGCGACAGCUUUUUCUGCUUAUCAUCGACUUUGUUCCCCCCACCCUCUGCCCAGUGGCACUUUCCUGCCACAGAGGGGAGAAAACUCAGGCAGAAUUCUGGCAGCAGCAUCCCCCUCCUCUACGCAUGCCACUGCAGCAGGAAGUUCAGCUUCUUGGGAUGCUGCCUUCCACAAGAGGAGGCUGCAAUGCUUCUUAGCAGCAGGUGCUUACAGAUCUGCAUUUUUGUUCUGGCUACGCUGUCUGCCGCGCUUACUGCACUGCUUACUGCAGGGCAGCCGGGGUACUGUGCCUUUUUUUGUCUGUUUGUUUAUUUAAAAGAGAAACAAAGAGAGAUGCUAGACUGCUGCUUCACAAAUGGUCACUGUCUUCUUUUACAGAAAUAGGCUUUCACAGUUCUUCCAGGUGAUGGGAAAACAGCCGCUCUGUGGGGUGUAGAAAACGGGAUUAGGACUAUUUUCAGGAAUGCCUUGAAUUAGCAGCAUACAAAAAAAUGGUACCAAAUACAUUUGUGGGCUUAAAUCUCUGUGAGCCAACAGCAAUGAGUGACCUCAGAGGAGAGGAUGUGCCUCACCAGGCGGUGCAGUGCGGCUGCUGGGGGGCUGUGGGGAAGGUGGGGCUGUGGGCAGGAAAGAGUCCAGAGCAGUUGGGCAGUGCUGCCUCUGUCUUCCUGAGCAGAUGAAGACAAUACAGUAUUUAGUUUUUAAUUUCAAUAAAUUUAAUAUACAAAACUACAUGUUGAAAAUAAAAAUAUAAUAUGCAGUUUUUUGCAGUGUUAACUAACUGAAUUUUAAAAGUACAAUUUUUUUUUCUAAAACAAGUACUCAUUUCUUAACAACAUGGUAAUUAAGGUCAUUUAAAAGGCUAUGGUUGAAGCAAACAUGUCAGUCACCAGUUGAUAGUGUUCUGCACAAACGUAACCCAAACUUAAAUGACUUCUGGGGCAAAGGAAGAGAAGAUCAACAUUUCUCACCUCUUUUACUGCAUUAUUAAGCAGGACAAUGCAACUGAGGUAACUGGGAAGCUGCUGCUGUGGCAAAGCUGGAGUGCAGGCUAUAGGAGGAAGGUUUUUUUUUUUACUUUGUUUACAGAACUCUCUUCCAGAUACCAAAUCUUGCCUACACCACAUAGUGCUGCACUGUGCAGCAACAUGGGCAGGAGGGAGGCUGAAAGUAACCUCAGUCCUGCUCCACUGCACAAAUACAUAGGGAGGCUUUUCAUUGUUUAAGGUUCGUUUGGCCACCCUGAAACAUGAAGCCACCUUUUUCCAACUGCCAGAGGUAAGGCUGUACUUACCGGACACUUAAUGGGGUAAAUGUUACUAAAGCACUACCUCUUGCUGGCCAGCGUUUAUCUCUGGAUUGGGACCCCAGCAGUGUGGCCUUUCUUCUUGAAACAUCAGGUGCUAACAGCUGUAAUUUGCUAUAAAUUUGUAGAACUUUUUUUUAAAAAGCAGUAGCCAUUUAUUCACAGAUACACGGUGCUGGCUUUACAUAAAAUGCAUCACUGUGUACAGUUACCUUUUCCUUUGCCCAGCUGAUGCUGUAUAUUUGUUUAAAGAACAUAGCAUUGGUCUCACAGUAGCCUUGGACUUCUCUUUCUGGCUGAAAGGCUGCCUGUCUCGCUCACACACAGCAGCAACAAAAUGAUCCCCACUGCAUCCAGCACAACUGAUGCAAGUAGGGACAAUGCAAGGUCUGAGAUACUGUCUUCCCCACCUAAUUUUCCAUAUAGACAGCAGGGGGAAAUGUUCACCCCCUUCCCGAAGGAGUUCUGAGCUGCUUUGCCUGGCUCACCAGACAGCCCCCUGCUCCUGCUCGUUAGCAGCUUUCCACUGGAACAAUUCAAUCUGGGGAGACUGAAAUCACAUUUCUUCUAGCUGUGUCAAUUCCAGCUCCACAGUGCUGUGCCAGCUGUGAGCAGCUGCUUCCAUAGCACCCUCCCAGGUGAGACCAAGAGCACUGGGCCAUGUGCAAGUUUCCAGAGCUGACCAGAAAGCCUUUUUCAGCAGAACAUGCAGAAACAGACACUCUAUACUUUUAUCACAGGUAAGCUUUUACAUGGUGCUGCUAAUAAGUGCAAGCUGUCUUGUAUUACAUGACACUAGCAUUACACUACAGCGUACAGCAGGGAGGAGACUUAAAGCUGCCCUGGGUGUUACUCUCUUUAAAAAGCAGGACCUACUGGGGGAAAGGGAAAUAACUGCACUUCAGGACUAUUCCUUUGCUUGGGACAGGUAUCCGAAAUUCAUACAGACUUGUAAACAAAGUAGAGAAGCACAGAGGUGUUCUAGAAGGUUACAGAAAUCAGCUGAGGUAACAAAAAAAACAAAGAACAACCAACAAACUUCUCUUUUUGUUGUUUUUUUUGUUGUUUUCUUUUUUUUUUUACA
Molecule: messenger RNA, 5726 nt
Organism: Lagopus muta (rock ptarmigan)
Lineage: Eukaryota; Metazoa; Chordata; Aves; Galliformes; Phasianidae
Gene: CC2D1B
Product: coiled-coil and C2 domain containing 1B
Exons: 24
Coding region: 265-2910 (881 amino acids)
Biological process (GO): regulation of transcription by RNA polymerase II
Cellular component (GO): nucleus
Molecular function (GO): RNA polymerase II cis-regulatory region sequence-specific DNA binding; DNA-binding transcription repressor activity, RNA polymerase II-specific
Source: RefSeq, a predicted model, not a curated record